This is a messenger RNA of Colletotrichum phormii, 1710 nucleotides long. RefSeq lists its product as uncharacterized. The transcript has a single exon. The record is from RefSeq and is a predicted model, not a curated record. Lineage: Eukaryota; Fungi; Ascomycota; Sordariomycetes; Glomerellales; Glomerellaceae. Bases 118 to 1401 code for a protein of 427 amino acids.
AAAUCCUGAUCUCCUUCUAAUCAUGCAACCAUCACACCAUUCGAGAUCCUAAUCUUUACCCAACAACCUUACAACCAUCACAAAGCCUAGAGGACUUCUAUUGCAGCACUCACCACAAUGUCUCUCUGCCAGAAUCUCAUCAAGCCCAUGGUGGUGGAUGCCAACGAAGGCCACGACCACACCCACACCAUCGUCUUUCUCCAUCGCUUCCCCGAAUCUACUAGCGAGGAGGAGCUUCGUGGAAAGGUACUGUCCGAGAAGCUGACCAUGAACCACAAGACCCUCCGCGAACAGUUUCCCUCAGUCCGCUGGGUCUUUCCCCACGCCAAAGCCCACGCGCGUCCGUGGAACAACCUCACGCCCGAAGACAGGGCCACAGUCGGGAUGAAAACCGGCAGUCUCCCUUACAUCGCCCAAAUCAUGCUCCAGGAAUCGGAUAAAGUUGGUGGUCUGGAUCGUAUCAUCCUCGGUGGAAUGGGACAGACUGCUGAGGCAGCUCACGAUGCCAUGACGUCCUUUCCCGAGUGUAAGAUGGACGCCUAUGAUAAUGCCGACGAGAUGUCGUCGUUCCUUCAGAAGAACUUUCACCCCGACUGCACAAAACUCGAACAGCUGAAGCUCGCUGGAUUCCUGGGUAUGCACACCCAGGACCCCGAGAUAACAUCCGACGUCAAGAGCAAGGCCAACUUGUCCAAGGAAGUAUCCACCCUGAAGAAGAAGAUCAACGCUACCCUCGUUGCGCAGACCCCUCACAAGUUCAUCAAUGGCGGCUACAAGGUUCACACCAAAACCUGGGACGGCAGCCGCAUCGACGACUUCGCCAGCUUCCUCGUGGCCAUCGGCGUGGAACGUGGUCUCGAUGCCAGGAAGAAGAGCACCGAAACCCUCAUUCCCAAGAACCGAGACCCGGUCAAGAAGUGGGAUCCCCGGGAUACCCUCAGCGACGCCCAGAGAUACGCCCAAGAGAUCCUGGACCAGAAGAAGGAGAACGAGGAGAUCAAGCGGAAGCUGCUCAUCCGCAUCGAGGCUGACAAGGUCGAGCGCAAGAUCAAAGACGCGCGCGAGAAGGCGAGCCGAGGCAAGGUCAACUGCAAGAACAACUGGCUGAAGCCAGCGGAUUCUGUCAAUGUUCUUGGCGGAGUUGUAUACCGCAACAAACUUUCUCAGGAAGAGGAAGAGGACGACGCCAAGGUACAAAUGCCUUCAUCCCGGCGCAAGUCAAAAAAGCCUGACGAUAAGCAAUCCAGCAGUGACGCUUUCGGCUCCACCCAAAACUUCCACACCAUCGUUCCCAAGACGGAGUUCAAGGACAAGAAGAUUCAUCCGAAGAAGAAGCCUCGUUGCAAGAACAACAAGCCCCAGGGACGACGUCUGGGGCUUUCGUCGGAGCAAAUCAAUUGAGAUCAGGUGAAUCCGUGAGAGUUCCGCUGAGCCUCCCAGGGAAAUGGCCGACAAGCAAGACUCGGGGUGACGACUAUGAGAUGAGAUUCGCCAUUGCGGGCUUGAGAUCAAAGAACAGCCGGAGUCGCAGCCAGAGUGAUGCAACACGCUCGGAUUAUCAAGGCCAACCUUGCGGCAAGACAAAUUCCGUACUGACAACUGGGGCGGGCGGGCUGACACUAAUACCUGUGACUUGAGAAGAGGGGUGGACAAGAAGCUCCGUGGACUCGGUGCCGGUAAAUUAGCAUGGCGAGCUUGCUUUCAUUAAUG